GAGGCGCUUUGCAGAAGUGCUUUGCGGGUUGGGCACGAGGCCGGGCCGGCGCCCGGGGUCCCGGCCGGCGGCGCUGAGGGCAGGCGGAGCUCGGCUCGCCAGCGGCAUCCCCCAAACCUGUCGGAGCACGAGCGGCGGGAGGAGCGCGGGGAGCCUGCCGGCGGCGUUAACCACACCCCGAAGGGACAGUCACCAGGGGGUGGGUGGAGACACGCGGCAAGUGCCAGGAGCCGCUCUCGGCGCGGAGGGAAUAACACGGAGCCGGCAGCGCGCAGGGUGCCGCCACCGCCGCCGGGUGCGGGAGAGCGGGAGCCGGGAGCUGGGAGCUGCCACAUCCCGGCGCCGCCUCGGCCCGCAGCCGGGCUCCCCCGGCACCGCCAUGGGCUCCCCGCACACCCCGCCGCUGGCCCACGUCUUCAGAGGGACCUUCGUGCACUCCAGCUGCGCCUCGCCCGCCGACAUCCUGCACGGCCGCCUGCUCGGGGUGGACGACACCGGGAAAAUUGCGUUUUUGGAACAAACUGACCAGCAAGAGCAACUGGCUAAGAAAUGGGGCUUCAGAGCAUCUGAUAUAAGAGAACUUAGUAAUCAUGAAUUCUUCAUGCCAGGAUUGGUUGAUGCACAUAUCCAUGCACCUCAAUAUUCAUUUACUGGUACAAGAGUAGAUCUACCUCUUUUGGAGUGGUUAAAAACCUACACAUUCCCAACAGAAGCCAAAUUCAAAGAUAAUGACUAUGCUGAAGAAGUGUACACAAGAGUUGUAAGAAGAACACUAAAAAAUGGCACGACUACAGCAUGUUACUUUGGAACAAUUCACACAGAUGCUUCCCUGCUUCUGGCUGAAAUUGUAGAUAAAUUUGGUCAGCGAGCAUAUGUUGGCAAAGUUUGCAUGGAUAUUAAUAAUGCUGUUCCAGAAUACAAGGAAACCACUGAUGAUUCUGUCAAGGACACAGAAAGGUUUGUUAAAGAACUUCUUGAAAAGAAAUAUCCAAGGGUACAUCCCAUAGUGACACCUCGUUUUGGACCUUCCUGCACUGAAGAGUUGCUGUGUUCACUUGGUAACUUAGCGGAAGCUCACAAUAUCUAUGUGCAGAGUCACAUCAGUGAGACAGAAGGAGAAAUGAAACUUGUAGAGGAAAUGUUUCCUACUUAUAAAAAUUACACUGAUUUAUAUGACAAAAACAAGCUACUUACAAGCAAGACAGUGAUGGCCCACGGCUGUUAUCUCUCAGAAGAAGAGCUGGACAUUUUUAAUCUUCGAGGAGCUUCAAUUGCCCAUUGCCCCAACUCCAAUUUUUUGUUGUGUAGUGGCAAUUUAAAUGUGCGAAAAGUUCUGAAACACAAAGUGAAACUGGGCUUGGGCACAGAUGUUGCUGGUGGGUAUUCAGCUUCCAUGCUGGAUGCUAUAAGGAAAACAAUGAUUAUGUCUAAUGGCCUUAAAAUAAAUAAAAUCAAUGAGGAAGGCCUAACAAUUAAAGAAGUUUUCCGACUAGCAACUCUUGGAGGAAGCCAAGCUCUAGGACUAGAUAAUGUAAUCGGAAACUUUGAGGUCGGAAAAGAAUUUGAUGCACUGCUGGUCAACUCCAAGGCGUCAGACAGUCCCUUUGAUUUGUUUGCUGCUGAUACUUUUGAGGAUAGCUUCCAGAAGUUCCUGUAUCUAGGUGAUGAUCGGAAUAUUUCUGAAGUGUAUGUGGCUGGCAAGCAAGUGGUUCCUUUUUCGAGUUCAGUAUAAUUCUGUUUCCCUUCUGCAAAACUGUCUGCUGACCAUUCUACAUCUGAAUCUGAAAGGAUUGGUUAAACACAGUGCCUCAUUGUCAAGAAUGACACCUAACAUUUUUGUUUAAUGUUGUUACUGUGUAGAAUAUUAUAAAUAUCAUUAGAUCUAUUAAGAUUAAAGUUACCAAAAUUAUCACAUUUGUAAGAAAAACAUUGCAUUUGAAUCCAACUCCAUAAAUCACAUGGGGGGGGGAGGGGGGGACUAGAAAAACAGGGUAACUAUUAUUCAUUAUUUCAUAAGCAUCAGGCAGUCAUCAAGAAAAUGUAGGAAGAGUUAAUAGCAAUGAUGCAAGAGCAACUUGUCUCUGAGGAAUCGUAAGCAAAACACCCCCAAAAAACUGUAAAUCCAUUUUUAAAAAGAUGAAUGUCACACUAGAGUGCAGGUUCCUCAUUAUUGUGAUUAGAUGUGGGAAUCUCAAUGACAUUUUUAUAUUUAUACAUUUGGAAUAUAUUUUAAAGUUCUGGGGUGCUCAAAAAUUUUAAAAUAUUUUCCCUGUAUUUUAGAUAUUAUUUUUUUCCAAUAGAAAUGUAGCAAGAAACAUGCAUUUAUAAAUAAGUGGAAGCCUGAGCUAAGCAAAGAGAAAACAUUGGUGUUGAUAGUAAGCUGGCCCUACUUCUAGGACUGGCAGAAGCAUCAAACAAAAAAUAUGCAGCUCUUCACAGAGUUUGUAGACUGCCAGAACCAAAUGCAACUUAAACCUCAAAUGUUUUUAGUUAUAUACUGAUUGGCUAAAUUCUCCUCUCAUGGUGGUUCUCAGCCUUUUUUGGACUCAAGGAACCCCUCCAUAACUUUUGUGAAUUGAGUGACAUCUACAUUCAAAAACUAAUUUAUGUAUUGCAGUGUUUGCCUCUUUACAGGGGGGUGGGAGGUGGCAGUGGGGGAUCAGCCAGGCAGGGGCAAGCUUGAGCCUGUGCUGCUUAUCUCUUCACUACUUGUUUAUGUCCUCAUACCUCGUGGUACCCUUCAAAGCAUCUGGUGGCAUCUCAGGGUGCUACAACUCAUCAGUUAAGAAUCACUGAGCUAAAUUAACUUCAGUAGAGUUCUGUCCAAAUCCAGUUAGAAACUGCCUCUGAUUUUUUCCAGAAAGUCUGUGCGAUUAACCUCCUCCCCUGCACAAUACAUUUCCCUACAUUUUAGCUGAGCCAUUUUGCCUCAUGGGAUUUGGCUGUUAAUUUGCCCACUUGCUGGCCUACUGCCUCCUUUUCAUGACUAUUUCACAAUGUAAAGGAAGCACAGUUGAAUUUAAAUAUCCUCAGAGACAUUUCUUCCACAAUACUGUGUUGAGUAACCUCACUGUUUACUAGCUGAGCAUGGCUUUAAGGCCUGACCAAAUCCUUUAGAAAUCAGUGUAAAGAUUCAAUUUAUUUCAGUGGGCUGUAGUUCAAUCCCUUAAUUCAUUGCUGGAUGCUGCAGAGGCAGUUGACCUCUUUUUAUUCAUAGGAUGGGGGGCUGUUUGUGUGGGAGACUCUCCUUUAAAUACAGUUUUAAGAGAAUCAUUGGCCCAAAUUGCCAACAAAAUAUGUUCAGAUUUAAAGGAUAUUUGUUUCAGCGUGCUAAGAAUCAAUGAGCCUCCUUAGUGUUAGUCAUAUUUAGAUUCUUGAAACUGAUUAGGAUUUUCAUACUUCUCUCCAGUAAAUAUACCUAGAAUGGUUUAGAGACCUAUUUGUCAUCUGCUCCAGUCUCCUACACAAUAACCCAUUUUCCUGGCCAUGAUCUCCCCUUGCACUUCAACUUCUUUUCCUGGCUCAGGAAGUGUUUUUCCUUACAACUUUUAACAUGCAUUUAAAUUAGCCUCACUUUUCCCUUCCAAACCAAAGAUUUGUGCAGUUUCAGUCUCCUUCAUUAUUGCUUGGAAUUAUCUUUAGAGGAAUGCAAGGUUUGCAGCUGUGGCUCUCCUGCAGGAAUUAGUCUGGGAUGGAGAAAACCUAUAAAGUCUCUGAGCACAAAACCAUCUUUUUGUUCUGACUGAGUUGUGGGAUAAAAAUAUGCACUUCUAUUUUAGGCUGUAGGCCAAAUGAUGCCUAAUUGUAUCACUUUCCAUCCCCUUUGUAGUUUUUAAUGCUUUUUAAAAUCCAGGUUAGGUAUAAAAAAAAAGUAACCUUUAGCUGAAAUGAGCUCAACAUCUCUCAAGUGGCUCAGCUAUAAGGAAAUUCUGUAGUAUAGCUGCUAUUUGAGAUAAUUCAACAUGUAGUCUUAGCUGUGGUAACAUGCCAAUGGGCUUCCCACAAAUUUUGGCACAAGAUGAAAAUAGUAGCUACCUGCCAUUGUCUGUCUGGCAAACAUAAAACUGGAAAUAAAUGGCAUUUUUUUUAAUCUACCAAGGAAGAUCAGCUUUUGCAGAGGAGUGAAGUUCAGUGACCUCCACAGCACCAUACCCUCCCCCAAAUCCAAUAGCAUGUGUACAAGGAUAGGAGCCAAGAAGGGGUUAAGCAGCAUAGGGUAGGGUUAGGUUAUGGAGGGACUUUACAAUAAAGAACAAAGCCCAUGUUUGAUGUCAAGGUUGAAGAGAAGCCAAUAGAGGGGCUCUUAAAAGGUGCUGAUGUGACUUGCAUUUCUUGUACAAUCCAAGAACCAUUUUAGCAGAAAUGUCGCAAUUAGACUGGAGGGGAGCUUGACUGCAAUACAUGAAGGCCAUAAAAGAAGGGUCCCAGUUGAGGCCCCUUCCAGGCGGUUCAUGGAGCUAGGGCCUCUGCAUGGAAGGUUUUGUGACUCCAGGGGAUCCCUAAAGAUAUGCAAAGUCAAGCAGCCAAACUAUUGCAAAGCAGAUUUGGGGGAAGUCACUGGGGAUCCCAUUGUAGAAAUAUACUGUUUAGGGCUGGUAUAGAAUUCUGUUACUAACCAAUCCCCACAGUCAUUGAAUUGCCCACAGGAAGGCGAAUCAAGUCACAAACCCUCACAAAAACCAAACUCUACAAGCCAUAAAAGGGACAGAAGAUCCUUGGUUGGUGUAAAAAUUGUCAUAGCACCAUUGACUUCAUCUGAACAUCUGACCCAAUGAGUUUAGAGGGAAGAUAGAACCUGUGGAAGAGCAUAGGCCCAACUUUCCAGAUACCCAUCUUAGUUACCGUCCCAGACUGUGGACAGAAUCUUAGUUUCUUUCCUGUUCAGCGUCAGCAUUUGAUUCAGACAAUGAGAAAAGGGAUGGGUUAUAGAAGGCUUGCUCAUUGGACACCAUGCUUCAUGCCCACUAUAUUCAGACUAGCACACUUACCUAUUGUAAAUUGAAUCUAUUUGAAAUUUUUAUAUGUUUUAUCUUUUUGUGUCAUUUCUAAACCUUAUGUUUUCAGUUAUUUAUGAAAGUGCUAAAUAUUGCCUGUGCUUUUUGCAGCAUUAUUUGAAUUAUUCAUGUGUGGCAAGUGGAGUUCCUCCCCUUAAAAUAUUGCUUUGGCCUAAUGUCUAUUUUAGUCUGUGAUUUUUGCAGAAAGCAAAGCUUUAUAGACCUAGGGAGAGAUGUAUUUAUUCAUUGGUAUUGAAUGUUGUUAUGGAAUGUUUUCAUUCUUCCAGAAAAGAAAAGUUAAAAGAAGCAUGUUAAGAAAUUUAUACCUGAAUAUUGGUUUGGGUAGUGUGAGAACAGUGAUUUGAUAGACACUGAUAUAGAUUUGUUUUUUAUAUUAAAAAUAGAAACAGGCCUUUUAAUUUAACUGUGCUUCUGGAAUGUGAAUUAUCCAACACCCCAGCACUGUUGUUGCUACACUGACAGUGACUAAGAACGCUGGUCUAGUUUAUCACUGCGCUAUACAAAAUAGAAAAGCAACUAAACAAGUAGACCUGAGUUCUUUUAAAGACUAUUAGUUUUAGAAAUCAAAGAUAUAUCCAGUAUAACUUGGAUAAAGACGUUAAAAAUACAUAACCUUAAGUGUUCCCAUAGUUAAUCAUUAAUAAAGGGAAAGGAGCGCCAUCUUUGAAUAUUAUAAUGCACUUAUGCAAAUCAAAGAGAUAGCCUUAUCAGGAUUAUUGUGUGCAGUCACAGCUUCUCAAAAAGGAUAUUAGAGAACUAGAAGGUGGUUCCUUGUCUCAAGACACAAGAACCAAAGGAAAAGUAAAGGAAAUUCAAAACUGACCAAAGGAAAUACUUUUUCACACUUUGUGUGAUUAAACCAAUAUAUAGGAAGUCAUUGCUAUCGGAAGUCAUUGAGGUCAUUGAGGUCAAAAGGUCAAUAAAAUUCCAACCAGGAUCAGGUAUUGACAUGGAUAACACCGUCACAGGUUACCAGUCAUCAUAAAAUCAUAAGGAUGAUUUUUUUUUUUUAAUUAUUCGGUCUCAUGCUUCAGGCCCGUACAGAUGAGGCUGAAGCCCAAAGGGCAUGCCUGGUUUCAUUGCUUCUGGGUUCUUACAGCUUCCGCUGAAGUAUCUGGCUCCAUCCACGUCAAAGAUAGGACCCUCGAUUUGACAUAUGGCAAUUUCUAUAUAAACAAGAUAUUGUGCCCCUGGCUUCUGUUGUGAGAUAUGAAAAUAAUGACCAAGGCCAACCAAUAAUUCUAUAUAGCUAAUGUAACUAUGCUUUUAAAAUGUAUUAUAUAAAAAAAAAAAUAACUCUACAGAAAAUAUCAUCUUCUAAAGAAGACAGAGAGAUCUAAUAAUUUUUAUACCCUGAACUCCACAAUACUUUAGGAGCCAAAAGUCUCCCAACAUUGGUCGCAGGAUUUUGUGAACAGACCCUGCUGAUCUCCAUAAUGAAGCUGGAAAGUGAAGUGUGUAUGAAUCAGUUUAAGAGGAAAAAAGAAAACAAACAAACAACUUUAAGAGCCAAAAUGUCCAAAGUAAAUUGUCUUAGGAACAAAGACUGAUGCUUUCCCUGUCCUCCUUCCUUGAAUGAAUGAAACACUAUUUUGGAGAGGGAAUUAUCUUAUGAUUUUUUUAUUUAAAUUGUUUCUCAGAAUACCUAGAGUUCAGAGCCUUUACCAGCUCUUUAGAUUCCCCUUAUAUGAUGCCAGUGACUUGUGCAUAGAAAUCAGAUAUAGAUUAACUUCCCCAGUGUUCAGGAUUGUUCAUGUCUGUGGGCUAGAUGGUUCCUGGUUUCUAGGACCUUUCAUUUAAAUUUGUAACUUAUGAAUUAUUGAAAGAGGAGGAAGAUCUGCAUAAUACAUUAUUCUAGGUUACUUGGUUUUACAUUUCAGCUAAGAGGGCUUGUGUACAUUAGAAAAUGUCAUUGUGUUUAAACAAUUGUUUGUUAUUACUGUGUUUGAAUAAUGCAGAAUUUAAGUACUUAGCGGUCACUGAAAAUAAGGACAAAUCACAUUCAGUAUUGUGUCAGCAAGUACUAAUCUCUGGUUAAUACCAAAGUUUUCUGUGAGUUACUGACAUGUUGCUGAACAUAACUUGUCCUAGUCUAUGCUGAUUAUAGAGCUGGGGUCAGCAUUUUAUUGUCUAAUGCAAGUGCUCCCAAUGGUUUCUAAAUACAUUAACAUUUUCCAAUGUAAACAGGCCUUCAGCUGAAGAGGCCCACACUCAUUGCAACUAAAUGGUUUCGCUCCCAUUGUCAGACAGUGUUUGGCACCUCCUUUGGACUGGGUAUGUUGGUAGGUUUUAUGGUAUGGAUGCCAGUCCCAUAGGAUCUGCUUGAGACACCUUAUGGUCAAGCUCAGCUGACAGUAAAGUCCCUAGUUAGCGGGAUAGGGUGGCAUUAACUGAUAUACACCUUAUUGUAUAUAUCAGAAUAUCCUAUUGUAGGUCAUUGAUGGUAUAACGUUUACUAAAGGAUUAGACUGAAGUUGUACAAAGCAGUUGUAUAAACUUGUCUAGGCUGCAUUAGCUGAAGACACCAAAACAUCCAGAAUGCAGCCCCAGAUGUUCCUUUCACCCUCUGGAAUCAGAAGUAGGCUAUCCCAUUUCCAGCUACAUUUAGUGCUGCUGCUGUAGUAGUAGGCAGUAAUAAUAGGCAUCUGUCUGUUUCAUGAGAUAAAAGAAUUGCACUGAGUGAGGCAUCAGCAUGCUGAACAUCUGCCCUAGUGCCAUACUGCAGACAGGCUACCUAGUCUGUGUACAAAGGGAUGCACAUUUGGCCAUGCUGCUUCCCAGGGAGGUAGCCCGUUGCUGCCUUCUGAAUGGGAAACAGCAUAUCUAUGUGCAUACAACACUGUGUUCAAACUAAUUAGAGCUGCUUCUCAAGAGAGCCAAUUAGCAUAGCCACAGGGAAUCUCCAUCCCUGGAAAUUUUCAAGAGCAGGUUGGACAGGCACUUGGCUGGAAUGGUUUAGUCAUGGAUGAUCCUGCCUUGAGCAGGGUCUGGGACAAGAUGACUUUGUGAGGUCCCUUCCAGCCCUCCUUUUCUAUGAUCCUAUGUGCACAAGACAGAGGCAGAGUUAACCUGUGUACAGCACUGCGGAUGCCUAGCUGUACUGCUUUCAGUUCAACCCAAAUCAAACCAGAAGUAGCACAGCUGCAUUCACGUGGUGCUAAGUGUGCGGGCCAGGAGCGAUCCGGGCCCUUUUUUGCGCCGCACGGGCUGUGGCCAGCAGCCCGGGCACGCUGGGUCGGAGAAAACAGGCGGCACGCUAGAAUUAGUCACGGACGCGUAAUGGUCGAUUCAAGAUUGUUUACUUACACCGAAGAUGGUCGCGGUGUAGGCUGGACAGUUUGCCAGGCACAGCUCCGCUUAAAUCCUUGUUUGAGGACUCAGACAAUAUUCGGCACUCCCACAGAGUUGUCGAGGCUCCGUGGAUCCUUUUGCGCGCAGGGAAAGGGAUACGUCGAGGAUUGCGAACGGCGACGGGAAGAGGCUAGAGGCUGAUCAGACCUCUGUUGCCUGCUUGAAAUGCGCUGGGUCCAAUAGGUUCCGCAGCGCUUAGAGAUCUUCACACAGCGUGAAGUCUCCUCCUCCUGGUGUUCGUGGAGUCCUCCAAUUUGGGCGGAAACCACUCAAGCUUCUUAUACGGCUAGCAAGCCAAUCACUAGCCGCCACGUGUGAAUAAUUUAAUGCAAGCCAAUAACGGGGCUCGAAUUAUAAUACAAAUGGCGGGAACUCUUUGCACCGUGCAUCUCUGUGCUGCAAAGAAGAAAUGCACACUGCAAAGAAAGCUACAAUUUGGCGGGAAAAUAAUUCAGUGGUGCCAAAGCACACACAAAAAAAAUCACACCCUUGGGUUGUGACACUAAGCAGUAUUGUACAAGAAUCAUAGAAAAUAAGGGUUGGAAGGGACCUCAGGAGGACAUCUAGUUCAACCCACAGCUCAAAGUAGGACACCAACUAUAUCAUCCCAGCCAAGGAUUUGUUUACCCAGGUCUGAAUAACCUCCUUUAAAACUACAUUCUGGAACCUUAAAAUCUUAAAAACUACAGGUAUUUGUAGAUGACAGGGGUUUAAAUUGAAGCGGUGUUUUUUAAAAAAAUGCUUCAAGUUAGGGUAAAGUAAACCCCCGGGUUGUAUACACCCGUGUUGGAACCAGAUCCUUACCUGCCUCUCCAGCGGCGGGGAGGGGAGAGCGAGCUGCUGGCGGGCUGAGCAGUCCUUGAGCUGCAGGGAGGGGCACAGUCAUGCUUCCCUUUGUGGCAGCAGCACCACCUCCCCCAGGUAGCACUCACCCUCAGGUACCCAGCUUGGCUUGUGGAGGGAAGCACCGGGCCCACAUGCAGCUCAGGAAGGCAGGCAGGCUCCAGGGAAGCAAAAAAAAAAGAUCAAGCUCACCACUUUUUUUUUCUUCAUUGCUGCCUGCCUUCCUGGGCUGCUGCCAGGCUGCCUGCUGGGGCUGUCUGCACAGGCCCUGAGCUACAUGGAGCCUGGUGAUUCCCUCUGUGGCUGAAAGGUAGCAAACUAAAAUUCCUUGGAGGCAUUUUAGUUUGCUGCAUCCCAAAGUCAUUUGCUAUGCCCCAAAGUCAUUACACUGCCAAAUUUGCUACAGCAGCUGGAAUCAACGCACAAUAUGCUGCCGAAUUUGCAAACUUGUGCAAACAGCAACACGAUUAAAGUGGUGCAAAAGGGCAUUUAACCUGCUUUAAUGUGUUGUCUACAAAUGCCCUACAUUCCUUCAAUAGCUGAUCUGGAACAAAUCUUGUUUAUAUUUGGGUCUCAUUUGAAAUUUGAGACAAUUCAAGACAGUUGGUCAAUUUAGUUCUGCUGGUGAAACCCUAGUUUGAUGUAAGCUUUGCCUUCAUCAAAAAUACUGAGACAUGGAUGUGGCAGCUCUCAUUACAGUAUGUACUCUUUCUUCCCCUUCCAGGGAGUAAUCUACACCUCACUGGGGCCAGUUUUGCUGAAUUUGGCCCAAUGGUUCUGUCUACCUAUUUUUGUUAUAUGUAAGACCUGUUGUUUUCUUUCGGUAUUGAUUUUGUUCAAAAUACCUAACCAAAACAAUGUUCAGUUUCUCCUUUCUGUUUUAAUUACGUAUAUUUUGGAAGAAAGAGUAUACAUUUGGAAUGAUGGUAAUUGCUAUCUGCUCCAUUUUGCUUGUUUUUGAUUGUGCUAAAUGGGUACCCUCGUGCUUUUGAAACAAAAUAAAGAGGCCUUGUGUUUACAUUA
Alligator mississippiensis (American alligator) is the source of this 10232-nucleotide messenger RNA. RefSeq names its product guanine deaminase (gene GDA). Gene Ontology annotation, biological process: guanine catabolic process. Lineage: Eukaryota; Metazoa; Chordata; Crocodylia; Alligatoridae. Gene Ontology annotation, molecular function: zinc ion binding; guanine deaminase activity. The record is from RefSeq and is a predicted model, not a curated record. Gene Ontology annotation, cellular component: cytosol. The transcript has 14 exons. The coding region runs from base 380 to 1732 and encodes 450 amino acids.